UACAUAACAAUAUUAAAUUUCCUAGUUUUACACACCCAUAAUUAAUGAGUGUCUUCGCAUUUUGAGAUACAAUUUGUAAUUAAAUCCUCUUUUUUUUUCAAAUUUACAGAUUUUGCGGUAAACUUUAAAGUGCCAAGUUGAGAAACAUGUCUUUGUUCAACAGCAGUUACAAUUCUCGUUUAAUACGUCUCAUUAUCGAAAUUAAUCGAGCAAAAGAGAAAUUGUAUUUAAAAAAUAUUUAAAACGAUAACGAGAAAAGAGGGAAUUUUCAGUUUUCCACGUUUAAAUCUGCUGCUCAUAAUUACGACGAAAGAUGGCAUGUAUGUGCUUCCAUCUACUAUCGUUUUACGGAGAUAUUCUUUCGAAAAUACUGAUUGGCUGUCGAGGCAAUGGAUGGCCAAUCACCGAUCAGCAUAAACCUGGCAUAUAUCAGAUUGAUUGAAUUUGAAAGGGGUUUUGUUUACCGGUUCGCAUUACUUUUAUCAUCUGCAGCGAUAAAUUACCGAAGGAAAUGAAGGAAUAGCCGAGUUGAUUUUCAAAUGAAUGCUUGAACGCUUGAGAUGAUUCGAUCAUCGGCGCCUAGUCAAAGGGGGAAACGGCCUCUGCUCUUGGAUCUACCGCACAACAUUGUGGAAUUGACUCCGUCCGAAAAUUAUACACAGGCGUCGAAAAGAAGAACCUGCAAGAAUGUCAAGGAUAUACAGAUAUCGGAACGCAAAUCUGUUCCCCUUUCUGACAAUGGCGUUUGCACGAUGCAGAAAAUAGUAUCCGAGCACGAAGAGAGAGUGAGGAAGCUUCUCAGUAAACCCUUUCAAAUACCAAUACCUGGUUACCAAUUGUCCGGACGAGUUCUUGGAUUACGUCUGCCAGGACCACGCAGGUCGUUGCAUGAUCCUGACGAACCCAACGCAUUGAUUGUCUAUUCACCACCAGAAUUAUCGGAGCACGAUAGACUGAAAGUAGAUACAUGCAAGCAGCUCGUACACGUAGUUGUGGAUCCCAUACUGUGCAAUGUAUUACGACCGCAUCAACGCGAAGGCGUGAAAUUUAUGUACGAAUGUGUCACGGGCAAACGUAUAGAGAACGCAUACGGCUGCAUCAUGGCAGACGAAAUGGGCCUCGGCAAAACGCUGCAGUGCAUAACUCUGUUGUGGACAUUGUUGAAGCAAGGACCGGAGGCUAAACCACUAAUAGAGAAAGCAAUUAUAGUCGCGCCCAGUUCUUUGGUGAAGAACUGGGACAACGAAAUUAAUAAGUGGCUGAAAAACAUGGUCAACACUGUCGCUAUCGACGGAGGAAAGAAAGCGGAGAUUGACCAGAAACUCAUCCGUUUUAUGAAAACCUACGGCAGAUGCGUGACGCCCAUUCUCAUUAUAAGUUACGAGACGUUUCGUUUACACGCACACGUCCUGCAUCAGGACGAAGUGGGCCUGGUAUUGUGCGACGAGGGUCACCGCUUGAAGAAUUCUGAAAAUCUAACGUACCAAUCCUUAAUGGGUUUGAAAGCCAGGAGAAGAGUGUUGCUCAGCGGCACGCCCAUACAAAAUGAUCUUCUGGAGUAUUUUUCCCUCGUACACUUCGUUAAUCAAGGAUUAUUAGGAACUGCACAGGAAUUUCGAAGAAGGUAUGAGACGCCCAUAUUACGUGGCCAAGACGCAGCUGCGACUGACGCGGAACGUGAAGUCGCUGAGGAACGUUUGUCUGACUUAGUAUCCAUUGUUAAUAAAUGUCUCAUUAGACGUACCAGCGCUUUGCUUUCGAAAUAUUUGCCAUUGAAGUACGAGCUCGUGGUAUGCAUAAAAAUGGGAGAACUGCAAACGCGUCUCUACAAGAAUUUCAUACAGAGUGAUAGUAUAAAAAGAUCUAUGGAAGAAAAAGAUAAUUCAAAGAAGGGAGGCAGUUUGUCGGCUUUGGCCGCCAUAACUCUCUUAAAGAAGCUGUGCAAUCAUCCCGACUUGAUAUACGAUAAAAUCAUGGAAAAGGCAGAGGGACUUGAGAGAGCUGCAUCUUUGUUACCGCCAAAUUACUCGACAAGAGUGCUGUUACCAGAAUUAUCGGGCAAACUGAUGGUUCUCGAUUGCCUCCUAGCGUCUAUUAAAACCACAACGAACGACAAAAUAGUACUAGUGUCCAAUUAUACGCAGACCCUCGAUUUGUUCGAGAAACUCUGCCACAAACGUUCAUACAAUUACGUGAGGCUCGACGGUACGAUGACGAUUAAGAAAAGAGCGAAAGUAGUCGAGAAUUUUAACAGUGACAGCAGCAACGAUUUCAUCUUUAUGCUCAGUUCGAAAGCCGGUGGAUGCGGCUUGAAUCUCAUCGGCGCGAAUCGUCUCGUCAUGUUCGAUCCAGAUUGGAAUCCCGCAAACGAUGACCAAGCGAUGGCCAGAGUCUGGAGAGACGGUCAGAAGAAACCGUGCUUCGUCUAUCGUUUUCUUUCUACUGGAACGAUAGAGGAAAAAAUUUUCCAGAGACAAGCCCAUAAGAAAGCAUUGAGUUCUACGGUGGUCGAUCAAGAGGACGACGUGGCGAGACAUUUCACCAUAAACGAUUUGCGUGAUUUAUUCAAAUUGGAGGAGAAUACGGUUUCUGAUACGCACGCAAAGUUCAAAUGCAAACGUUGUGUCAAUGGCAUCGAGGUGAAGGGUCCGUCGGAGCAAUCUGAUUGCAAUUCCGAUCUGUCCGACUGGCGACACUCGCACAAUCCGCGGCAUUUGCCGGACAUACCGUUACGACAAUGUUGGGCUAGCGGUAUUUCAUUUGUUUUCCAUCAUCGUUCACAUGAACAAGUAAAAUGACUCUUGUCUGACGAUCUGUUAGCAAUUUAUUUCGAAAUUUUUAAAGUAGAUACAUCAAUGACAUUGGUAAGAAAUAUUGUAACUGCAAGAGAUUAUCUUAUUAAGAAAUUUAUUUGUUCAAUGGUUUUUCUUUCUUGAAAAUAAAAACAGAAUCUGUAA
Molecule: messenger RNA, 2957 nt
Organism: Wasmannia auropunctata (little fire ant)
Lineage: Eukaryota; Metazoa; Arthropoda; Insecta; Hymenoptera; Formicidae
Gene: okr
Product: DNA repair and recombination protein RAD54-like
Exons: 10
Coding region: 561-2798 (745 amino acids)
Biological process (GO): double-strand break repair via synthesis-dependent strand annealing; reciprocal meiotic recombination
Cellular component (GO): nucleus
Molecular function (GO): ATP-dependent chromatin remodeler activity; ATP binding; DNA translocase activity
Source: RefSeq, a predicted model, not a curated record